UUGCUCACUGAAAAGCCUCUAUCAGAACGCAAACGACUUCUCCUCACCAUUUUUCCUUCAAUCGAUUUCACCAUCGAAGAAGUCUCUUUACAAGUAGCAAAUUGUUUCAAUCCUUUCCACACUGACGACUCAACCAUGGAUGCUGAGGAACCUGAAGAACUCGAACAAGAUAGACUUCUUUCUCUCUUCACUGUUACCAAAGGAGCUCUUUACUUAGGGGGAUUCGUGAUAAGUCCACCUGAUAAGACAAAACUUGCUCGUUACUUUGACACCUGGGUUCAACAUGGAGCUGAAGGACUGGUGGCUAAGGCUCUCUGCACAACUUACGUUCCUAACGGUAGAAAUCAAGUUGGCUGGUGGAAACUUAAACCUGACUAUGUCGCAGGUCUAUGCACUGAUUUGGAUUGUCUGAUCGUUGGUGCUUAUAACACCACUGCAGGAAGUGUGACAGCCGCUGCUACUCGACAGACACGAUUCCUCUCCUUCCUUUGUGCUGUGAUUGACGAUGAAUCUAGUGAAAAAGAGAGUAAGCGAGCAAAAAUGGCGAUGGAUACUUCAGAUAUCCCUACGUUUCUCACAUUUUGCCAGGUGACAAAUGGAUUAAAGCGUGAACAACUAGAAAGCAUAAACCGACGCUUAGAGUCGCAUUGGCGACCUUAUGAUCGUCGAAAGAUCAACAGCGGUGCUACAGAGUGGCUUUGCGUUAAAGGAGAGCGACCUGAUUUCUGGGUUCCACCUCGGCAUUCUCUUGUUCUGCAGAUUCACGCUGCCGAAAUGACCCCCAGUGCGUCAUAUUCCGCUGGAUAUACGCUCAGAUUUCCUCGGGUUUCCGCCAUUCGGGAAGACAAGAAUUGGGAGACGGUUGUAUCUGUGUCGGAAGGUAAAAUGGUUGAGACCAAGAGAGGAAAUCCCCCGGAUGAUGACAGUGAUAGUACCUCUGUCGAUAUUGAUGAACCAAGAACUUCUGACUUCUCAUCAGCCAACAAUACACCAACGACAAAGCCUACUCAGAAGCGAUCGAAGCCAGUAGGCCCUAUUCUGGCACCUUACUGCUCCCUGGAAGAGGAAUCAGUGGAAGUUGAAUCGACGGCCUUUAGAGAUCUCGAAUUCUGCCUCUACAUAUCCUCCCGAUUCAAUGCUCCUUCCACCCCCAAUCUUACCUCGAAGAGUGAUUUGGAAAGAGCGAUAGUAAAAAUGAGUGGAAAGGUGGUCCAAAACCCUGGUACUGCGACUGACUAUGUAAUUGCAGAUGUGGUGACCAUCAAGGUUUCGAACUUGGUUGAAGCAACCCAGAAGCACACAGCUCGAGGGAGGGAAGGUGGAUAUGAUAUUUUGUCCACGGAUUGGCUUAUUCGAUGUAUUCUUGAGAAGAGGUUGCUUUUACCGAAGGAACCCGAGGUAUUUGCCACUCGACCGUCAACGCAAUGCGAUGUGGAAUGA
Molecule: messenger RNA, 1440 nt
Organism: Rodentolepis nana
Lineage: Eukaryota; Metazoa; Platyhelminthes; Cestoda; Cyclophyllidea; Hymenolepididae
Source: the annotation of a GenBank genome assembly